Molecule: messenger RNA, 1418 nt
Organism: Pogona vitticeps (central bearded dragon)
Lineage: Eukaryota; Metazoa; Chordata; Lepidosauria; Squamata; Agamidae
Source: RefSeq, a predicted model, not a curated record
AAUACUGUUCCCACUCAUCCCCUGCAGGAUACCAACGUCAGCUACUCUACAAACAUGAUGAUGGUUCCUAUAGUGCUUUUGGGAAGAAUGAUGCUGAGGGAAACACCUGGCUGACAGCUUUUGUGGCUAAGGCUUUUGGCCAAGCAAAGUCCUAUACCUAUAUUGAAGAAAAGCAUAUUCAGGAUGCCGUUCACUGGUUGGGGCGGCAGCAGCUUCCCAGUGGCUGCUUUCAAAAUGUGGGAAAGCUCUUCAACAAUGCUCUGAAGGGCGCCGUGGAUGAUGAUUUCUUACUGACAGCUUACAUCACUGCCUCCCUGCUGGAGCUCCACUUCAAGACAGAUAAUACCAUGGUAGAUGGUGCCUUGCGCUGCCUGAGAAACAACUCAAAAACUAUGAAUGGGACCUACCCCAAGGCCCUGUUAGCUUAUGUCUUCUCAUUGGCUGGUGAUAAAGAGAUACGACAACAGCUCCUGCAAGAGUUAGAGGACGAGGCUGACAAAACAGAUGGUACUCUGUCCUUCUUAGAGACUGAGACAACUGCCUACUUUCUCUUGGCCCAUCUUUCUGCAUCGGAUGUGUCCACAGAUAAACCCUCACAGAUAGUGCGUUCCCUCACCAAACGGCAGAAUCCCUACGGAGGCUUUUACUCCACACAGGACACAAUUGUUGCCUUGCAGGCUUUAGCCAAAUACGCAAGCUUGACUUACCGAGAAACAGAAGAGCUAAAGGUCUUGGUGAAGUCCAGCAAGGAUUUCCAGCAUGAGUUCCAUGUGGACAAGAAGAAUCGCCUGAUGCUGCAGAAGGUCUCUCUUCCAGAGAUCCCAGGUCAAUACAAGGUGGCGGUCUCAGGGAAUGGCUGUGUCUAUGUGCAGGCUGUCCUUCGAUACAACUGGCCACCCAAGAUGACUAACAUGUUUGCUUUGAAUGUGGAGACGUCGCCUGAAGAAUGCAACCAGACUUCCAGGAAACAUUUUGACAUCCAUCUCCAAGUGAGUUACAAAGGUAAACGAGAGACAAGCAACAUGGUUCUGAUAGAAAUUUCCAUGGUCUCAGGAUUCAUUCCUGUGAAGAAGUCUGUGAAGGAGCUGGAAAGGGAAACCCAUGUAAAGAAGGUGGAAUUUGAUCCUGAUAAGAUCAGCAUCUACCUGGAUGAGUUGGAUAGCGGAGUUCAAAGCUACAGCUUCUCUGUGGAACAGGAAUUUGAAGUGACAGAUCUUAAGCCUGCAGUUGUAAAAGUCUAUGAUUAUUAUCAUCCAGAUGAGUAUGAGGUUGUGGAAUAUAGUGCACCCUGCACCAUAGAAAGCGCAAAUGAAAUGAAAAGAAAAGAAAAGUCAUGAAAAGAAACAAAGGCACAUUAAGAUUCUCCAUUUUUGUGUCCCUAAUAGUCCACUGUGAACAAUAAAGCUGCUGGAGAAGAC